UAGUGUCCUAUAUAGUUUAUAUAAUUUUUACUAGCAAUAAAUGUCAGGAAUUGUGAAAAACGGAGUUUAAAAUGUUUUUGGUUAAGGUUUAUGUCAACUGUACAUUUGAGCAGCGUACAGGACAAACAAACUGGUUCAACGUUGGUUUAGUGGAAAACAUAUUAAAACGGACUACAGGUACAAUGUAUUGGAAGACUUCUAACAGAUUUUGUUCUUAAAAUACCAGAAAAGUAUGAUUGCUAAUAUUACCGAAAUCAUAAUAUGUACGUCUUCAUGACAGAAGUCAAAGUAUAUUAUAUCCCAGAACCCUUCUGUGAUCUCUUUCUCUCUCUCAGACACACACAGGUGAUAGGUGGUUGUAAAUGUUGACAUUGACAGUGAUAUAAGUACUAUUGUUCAUAUUUGGUUCAAGGUCUUAAAAGUCUGACUUAUUUUCUGUUUGUAACACUUCAUGACACAUCACUGACAGAAGGAAAAUGGUUACCAUGAGAGUGAUGCCAACAACACAGGAAACCACAGAGAAAGCAGCUGUGCUACUGACAUGCUGAGACCCAUAGAGUCAGACAGCAGCCCUCCCACCGAUGCUCCACCCACUGCCAAUCAACCAUCAGAGACGGAAGAGAAAGUGAUAAAUCUCACUGGCUCUUUUUCCUGGUUCGUUUGAAGUCAACUAAAUAAGCAGAACAGACCCAGCUACUAUCGCAAUUGGUGUUUAUGGGAGAACUAUCCCUUAAGCAGAGCCUGGAACGGUGACCAACGUAAAUGGACAACGGUAAACAGCGUCUUAAUUUACCUGAAACGAUGGGGGUCUGCCACAACUUCUGGACCCAGCGCCCCCCACCUGACGCCCAUGAUGCCCAGCCCCUCAUCGCUAAACAAUGCAGUACUGAUGAUAGCCAGAAGGGGGCAGACAAGACACAGCUCAAAAAGAGACGCUGGUGUCGCAACAGCUGCCUUUGCCUGUUUCUGUUCCUGGUCGUGAUGAUGACUGUGGUCAUCCUGGAAGUUGACCUCAAAGAACGGAUCUCACCUUCAACAACCAAUCCAGCAGCAAACAUGUCAGUUGCGAUUCUGGCUGCCCCUCCCCCGUACGUGUCCCGAGGACCGUACCAUGUACAAUACCCACAUGAGUACUCCUUCAUCCUGGAUGAGCCAGAGAAAUGCCGGGAGAAGAACCCCUUCCUGGUUCUGAUGGUGCCAGUGGCGCCCUAUAACAGGGAGGCCCGUGAGGCCGUCCGCAGGACUUGGGGCAGUGAGAGGCAGGUACUGGGCAAAGAGGUCCGUCUGUUCUUCCUGCUGGGACUGCCCAGUGGAGAGGAGACAGAGCAGCUCCAGGAGAAGGUGCUGCAGGAGAGCAAAGAGCACCAGGAUCUGCUGCAGAGCGACUUCAUAGACAGCUACAAAAACCUGACCAUCAAGACCAUGGUGAUGAUGGAGUGGCUGAGCUCUCGCUGCCCCAACGCCUCCUACGCCAUGAAGAUCGACUCAGACAUGUUCCUCAACGUGAACACCUUGGUCAACAUGCUGCUUCACGCUCCAACGCAGAACUACCAGACUGGACUAGUGGCCCAAUGGGCCGCUGUUCUAAGAGACCGUAACUCCAAAUGGUACCUUCCAAAGGAGGUGUUUCCUGAACCGGUAUAUCCACCUUAUGCUCUGGGCCUGGGCUAUGUCUUCACCUUAGACCUCCCCAGGAAGCUGGUGGAGGCGUCCAGGCAUGUUAAAGCCGUCUACAUAGAGGAUGUGUAUCUGGGACUGUGUAUGAGACACCUGGGCAUCCGGCCUACUGACCCCCCCAGUGGAAACCUCUUCCAGGUUUUCCCUGUGGCUUAUGACCGCUGCACCUACUCACGGCUGAUAGCCACCACCACACACAGUAUCACUCACCAGGUCAACGCAUGGACAGACCUACACAAACCUGGUCCUCCCUGCUGAUCUCAUACAGUAACAGACUGACUGCUGUACCAAUCACUUCCUCGUUGUUUGUUCAUACACUAACUAACUAACAAACAAAAAACAAAGAUGGCACCACCUCCAGGGAUUGGGAAAAGGAUAUACUACAUUUCUGGAUAGAUCUGAAAAUAUCUGUGUAGCAACUCUCCCCAUCCAACCUGACAGAGCUGGAGAGGCUCUGCAGAGAAGAAUGGGAGAAACUCCCCAAAUACAGGUGUGCCAAGCUUCUAGCGUCAUACCCAAGAAGACUCAAGGCUGUAAUCACUGCCAACGGUGAUUCAACAAAGUACUGAGUAAAGGUCUGAAUAGUUAUGUAAUAUCUCAGUUUUUAUUUAAAAAAUAAAUCCUGUUUUUGCUUUGUCAUUAUGGGGUAUUGUGAUGUCAUUAUGGGGUAUUGUGAUGUCAUUAUGGGGUAUUGUGUGUAGAUUGAUGAGGGGAAAGAACUAUUUAAUAAAUUUUAGAAUAAGGCUUUAACCUACCAAAAUGUGGGAAAAGUCAAGGUGUCUGAACACUUUCCAAAGGCACUGUAUACCUUGGUGAAGAACAUUAACACCCUGAAUGACCAGUUUCUUCACGUUACGUCCUUUGGGAGAAUGUUGUUUUUCUCUGAACCGAGGCAGACACCUUGCUACACCAGUUUUUUGAUUCCUAAGGCUUUUUUUAACAAAGACUGAGAGCAGCAGUUAUCUGUCUAACGUGGACAUGGUGAUGGACUGGACAGGACUAAGAAAUGGAUGCAAUGGGUUGGGUCUGUCUGUGGUGAAUGUGUGCACUACACUGAAGCAGCAGAAACCCAGAACAAGUUAAACAGGUUUAUCUUAAUAGAGACUAGUUGGCUGUGUUUAGACAGGCAGCCCAAUUCUGAUCUUUUUCCCACUAAUUGUUCAUUUGACAAAUCACAUCUCUUUCAGAGCUGAUGUGAUGGUGGAAAGUCUAAACACAGCCACUGCACUUAAUAAUCAGCUUUGCCCCUUUUCCCAGAGCAAACUGUAACAGGUUCAUUUGACCCAGCUUCUCACAACAGGAAAAAGAAUACUGGAGCAACAGGAAAUAUAUAUAUAUAUAUUAGUUUUCGUGAGGGAAAAUCAAGUUUGAAAUGUUAAACCUGAAAUGACAAACUUCAGAAGCCUGUUUAAACCACUAAAAUUGGCAUUUCCUGCUCUGCAGGAAAAUGAUCUGUGACAACAGAGUGACCAAAUAUAUAUAUCAGAUCUGUAUCAGUUAGUGAUGGAAAUAAGUGAAGGGGAUCUGUGAAGGCUUUGGCUGUAGAGUCAAUAGACCAGGAUGAAGGGUGUCAUUUGCACUGUCACCAAAGUCACAAGUCUAAUGAGGCAAUUCAGUAAAGAAACCUAUUGUUAUUUACAACGACGGCCUACACCGAACAGACCCAGAUGACACUGGGCCAAUUGUGCGCCGCCCUAUCGGACUCCUAAUCACGUCCGGAUGUGAUACUGCCUGGAAUCAAGACAUGGUUUCUGUAGCGACGCCUCAAGCACUGAGAUGCAGUGCCUUAAACCGCUGCGCCACUCAGGGGCCCCAAGUGAAGUAGCUUUGUAUGAGUUGUAGUUUUUUUAAUAUGUGGUGGAAGGAGGAAGUUUGAGUCGAGCGAUCAGGAAGAGAUGAUGCUUGCAUUCAUUUUGCAUUUCGCAGGGUCAGAGGGAAUUUGGUUUGCCUGAGAGUUUGUGCCAACUGCAUUGAAGACAGCUGAGACGGCACACUAAGGCAUUCCUAUCACUUCCUCCUUCGUUCCUGCCAGAGAUGUAAUCUGCUGAAUUUGUAAUACGUUUCCACUUUGAUUAAAAGGUUUUGAUCAUUUU
Oncorhynchus kisutch (coho salmon) is the source of this 3770-nucleotide messenger RNA. Its product is annotated as beta-1,3-galactosyltransferase 1-like. Gene Ontology annotation, biological process: protein O-linked glycosylation. The record is from RefSeq and is a predicted model, not a curated record. The coding region runs from base 763 to 1935 and encodes 390 amino acids. Lineage: Eukaryota; Metazoa; Chordata; Actinopteri; Salmoniformes; Salmonidae. The transcript is spliced from 3 exons. Gene Ontology annotation, molecular function: N-acetyl-beta-D-glucosaminide beta-(1,3)-galactosyltransferase activity. Gene Ontology annotation, cellular component: Golgi membrane.